UUUCAUAUUUCUAUAUUCAUCAUCUUCCACAUUUUUCCUUCAAAAUUCAUCUUCCACAUUCAUCAUCACAUCACUCUGUACAGUCCUUUUCCAUGGCUUCUUCUUCAAUUCGUCCAUCACUCUCUUCACUCAACAAAUUACCCUCUUUCUCUUCACGCAACCUCUCUCAGAGAUUCUCUCUUUUUCAUCUUCGUAAUGGUGUUAGACUACUGCCCCAAAAUUUUGGUCUUAAAGCAUCUAGGUUGUUGAGACAUGAUAGUGGAAGUAUGAGAGUGAUGGCAUCAAGGAGCAUGUCUCAAUCUGUUACACAGGAAAAUGCAUUAGAUUGGGUGAAGUGGGACAAGAGAAGAAUGCUUCAUGUCGUAUAUCGUGUUGGUGACUUCGACAAGAGCAUAAAAUUUUAUACAGAGUGCCUUGGAAUGAAGGUGCUCAGAAAACGUGACAUGACAGAGGAGAAAUAUACUAAUGCCUUUCUUGGAUACGGCCCUGAGGAUGCACACUUUGCGAUUGAACUAACAUACAAUUAUGGGAUUGAGACCUAUGACAUUGGAACCGGAUUUGGCCAUUAUGGUAUUGCUAUGGAUGAUAUUUCAAGAGUCGUGGACAUUGUGAGAGCUAAGGGUGGCAUAAUAACUAGAGAGCCUGGUCCGGUCAAGGGAGGCGACUCAACUGUUGCAGUUAUUGAAGACCCUGAUGGUUAUAAAUUUGAACUUUUGGAAAGGGCUCCCUCUCCCGAACCCCUGUGCAAAGUAAUGCUUCGGGUUGGUGAUCUUGAUCGAUCCAUAAAAUUUUACGAGAAGGUUGUUGGUAUGGAGUUGCUUCGUAAACAAGAUGAUCCAGAAUCCAAGUGUACUGUUGCAAUAAUGGGUUAUGGUCCAGAAGAAAAAACUACUGUUCUGGAAUUGACUUACAACUAUGGAAUCACAAAAUAUGAUAAAGGAGAUGCAUAUGCUCAGAUUGCAAUAGGCACAGAUGAUGUGUACAAAACUGCAGAAGCAAUUAAACUUGCUGGAGGAAAGAUUACUCGUGAAGCUGGACCAGUACCUGGUUACAGAACAAAAAUCACAUCAUGUGUGGAUCCCGAUGGUUGGAAAACGGUUUUUGUAGAUAAUCAUGAUUUCCAUAAAGAGCUUGAGUAAUUUUAUAUGGUUCACCGCGACUGUCUUGUGAAGAAAUUCUUUGUAGAAGCUGUUUGCGUCAGGGAAUGUUCAUACUCACAUCCAAUUUUUUGUAGAUGAUAGAAUAAUAAUGGCUACACCAGUUGACCCUUGUUUAUACAUUUGAAUGGACAUAAGUUUUGCCCUCAUCCUUGCACCAUUUCCUUUCAUUUUCUUUUGAGCUUCGUCUCAGUUUUUGGUUCAUUGUAUUUUUUUUUUUCUGCGUCGAAGUGAUGUCAAUGCACGCGUGAACUCAGUUGCGCAAACUCAGUUUGCUUAUGUUCCCAUAAACUCAAUUCAUGUACGUUUCACCCAAUUCAUGAAUAUAUUUGAAUUGAGUUCACAUCA
Molecule: messenger RNA, 1505 nt
Organism: Medicago truncatula (barrel medic)
Lineage: Eukaryota; Viridiplantae; Streptophyta; Magnoliopsida; Fabales; Fabaceae
Product: probable lactoylglutathione lyase, chloroplastic
Exons: 9
Coding region: 93-1139 (348 amino acids)
Cellular component (GO): cytoplasm
Molecular function (GO): lactoylglutathione lyase activity; metal ion binding
Source: RefSeq, a predicted model, not a curated record